AUGCGGAAUGAAACCGCUGGAAAUGUGAAUAUCGCUUUCAACUUGUUUCAGAAUGCAUUAAAAUUGAAUGUGAUCAUGGCAAGUGAAACCGCGGAAAAGCCGAACUUCCCCACGAAAAGCGAAAGACAACGAUGUUGGGCCGCGCGGGACGAUUAUUGGGCGUGUCUGGAUAAAGAAAAAAUGAGCGAAGAUGCUUGCUCAAAGUUCCGAGAGGCGUUCUGCUCGUCUUGCCCAUUGCAAUGGGUGAAGCAUUUUGAUCGUCGUUACAAGUACCUCAAGUUCAAGGAGAAAAUGGAGACAGAGGGAUUCGAUCCAGUCGAAGGACCUGAAAAAUCAUGA
Molecule: messenger RNA, 339 nt
Organism: Notodromas monacha
Lineage: Eukaryota; Metazoa; Arthropoda; Ostracoda; Podocopida; Cyprididae
Source: the annotation of a GenBank genome assembly